Messenger RNA from Juglans regia (Persian walnut), 1120 nucleotides. RefSeq lists its product as uncharacterized. Gene Ontology annotation, molecular function: protein binding. The transcript has 7 exons. Bases 240 to 956 code for a protein of 238 amino acids. Lineage: Eukaryota; Viridiplantae; Streptophyta; Magnoliopsida; Fagales; Juglandaceae. The record is from RefSeq and is a predicted model, not a curated record.
CCCUCGUUAUAUAUAAGUGUACGAACGAUGUGAGCACUAUCCGAUGUCGUUUUAAACACACGCAGGGCGCCGGGAGCGAGAAAGGAGCUGCUGGGGGUGGUGAAAAGAAAAAGGGGGUCGGUUGGUCUCUUUCUCUCGGAGACUGUACGGACGCCGGUGGCGGUGAGUACCAAUAAGUAGCAACCGAUUGAUUGAUUUCGAGCCCUGCAAAUCUAUCUAAUCGUAGCUUGGAUAGAUUUAUGGGAGAGAUCGUAGAGGAGGAGGGGCCCGAUGUGGGCGACGCUGAUCGCAAUGGAGAAGUAGAUAACAAUAAUACAGUGGAAGUCAUUCUCCGAACCGUCGGCCCCGCUCGCCCCUCUCGCUUCCGCGUUCCCUCUACCAUCAAAGUGUGUGAUUUGAGAAGAUUGAUUUCGGGAAACGAUCGUCUACCCAUUGAUCAUUUAAGGCUUAUUUUGCGAGGGAAUGUAUUGCAUGACAACGACGAAAAUGGGAACCAUGUCUACCUACGACUUAAUGAUGGCGAUUCCCUAAUUGUUGCCGUCAAACCGAAGCCACCAAUUAAACAUCUUCGUGAGGGAUUUGAUGAUGAAGACGACGAUGAAGAUCUGAAGUUUCAGCUCCCACAUUCAUCAAGCAGGUGGAAAAGGAGGCUUUACUCUUUUCUACAUGAUAAGUUGAAGCUUCCAGAUAUCCUUUUGAUGGCGAUUCUUUCUCUCAGUCUAAAGGCAUGGGCCCUUAUUGUCUUGUGGUUUAUCUUGGCACCUGUUGCCCAUAGAUGGGAUCUUGGACCUCUAUAUAUACUUGGAUCCGGCUUUGUAAUCAUUAUCCUGAAUCUUGGACAUCGACAACCUGGUGACUUAAGUGCCUAUUCUAUUUUUAAUGAAGAAUUUAGAGAGCUUCCCGGGACACUUAAUGCAGAUCGUCUUGAUAGAGAUAUACGAUCAGGUCAAUUUUGAGCCUUUAUCAGUUCACACACCACAUUUGAUCAUCCAGUCGUAUUAAGAUCAAGUUAUAUAGUUGUGUAUCAAGGAAACUACUUUGAAGUUUUGACUUUAAAGAUGGCAAGUAUGCAAAUUCGAGUAUAUUGUAAAAGUUUUAAACAGUUUUUUUUUUUUUUUGG